CCGGGCCAAGUCGCUGAAUCAAAGGCGCCCUCCCCAGCCCGGGCAUUCUCCGGCAAAGCUUCUUUCUCCCCCAUCCCGGUCCCGUGGGCCCAGCCUUCGGACGCCUCCGGGCUCUCCGAGGAGCCACACAGAGGUGCUGCGAGGCGCUUCGGGGAGAGAGGAAAGCGGCCUGAGAGGGGCUGUGCUUGCCCCGGCGGAGCAGCCCACAGGCUCGGGGAGGAGCCGGGGGCAGCUGUCUCUGCUCCCGCGGUAGGCGCCCGGCUGCUCGGGCUGCGGAGGCGCUUUCGCUUCGGCGGACUGCUCCGCAGCCAUGGCCAGAUUCUGGGUUCUCCUGUCUCUGACACUCGCCUUUACUGCUGAGGCAUUGUCUAAAGGGGACGAUGCCCAAGUAACUGAUGUGGGUAAGAAUGUUACUAAAGGGGAGUCCGGUUGCCCAGCAGGCCUGCAUCGUGAUGGCCAAUUCUGCUGUCAGCCAUGUCUCCCAGGCACAUGGAAAGCUUCUGGCUGCGUUGUUGAUGGGGGUAAGCCAGACUGUAUGCCUUGCCCAGAAGGGGAGGAAUACACAGACAAGGCACAUUAUUCUUCUAAAUGCAGAAGGUGUAGAAUUUGUGAUGGAGAACAUGGCUUAGAAGUGGAAAAAAACUGUACCCGGACCCAGAAUACCAAGUGCAGAUGUAAAUCAAACUUUUUCUGUAACAUUUCUCUAUGUGAACACUGUAACCCUUGCAUCAAGUGUGAACAUGGAGUCAUUGAGAACUGCACCCCAACCAGCAACACCAGAUGUAAAGAAGUGUUCCAGUCUGCAGACUCCAGAUCGCACCUGUGGUGGUUGCUCCUCCUGAUCCUGAUUCCAACAGCUAUAGUAAUAUUUGGGGUGAAGAAAAGGUGUCACAAGAAUAAACAGGAUGGUGGCUGUGAAUCCGGGACCUUGAUUACUGAAAAGGUGCCAAUGAAUCUUACAGACAUUGACUUGAAUAAGUAUAUCAGUAGUAUUGCUGAACACAUGAAAAUAACUCAAGUUAAAGAAUUCGUUCGGAAGAAUGGUGUCAAUGAAGCCAAAAUAGAUGAGAUCAAGAAUGACAAUCCUCACGACACAGCUGAACAGAAAAUCCAGUUGCUCCGUAACUGGUAUCAACUUCACGGGAAGAAAGAUGCAUAUCGGACUUUGAUUAGAAGUCUCAAAAAAGCCAAUCUUUGCACUCUUGCAGAGAAGAUUGAAGAUAUAGUUCAAAAGGACAUUGCUAGGGAGCAUGAAAAUGCAAACUUCAAAAGUGAAAAUGAGAGGCAAAGCUUGACCUAAAGUGAAAAACACCUAACUCAGUUCUGAGUGCAUAGUAAUCAAUGGAAAGACAAAUUCGUGUUUGAGAACUAACACGUCUUUAAUAGCUGUUGGCUGUAAAUGUUGCUCGCCUUUUUACUGGGUGUGUUUUCCUUUUUUAUUUAUCAGAUCUGUAGAGCAAAUGUACUGACAGGUUUUGAGGAUCUCCUGAUUCUGCCUACCUAGAUAUAUUAAAACCUUGUUUGGAAGACACACAUGCUUAAGCACACAAGGAUGAAUGUAUGCAAAAGAGAAAAGUUUGGGAACAUGCUGUAGUAUCUGACAUAUGACACUGUGGGCACGAAUGUAAUUCAUGUUUGUGAAUACAAGUGUCUACCCACAGGUUGAAUCAAUAGAAGCCGUGACCUGUUGGAAAGCUACAAUCACUGGACUUUGCCUCUAACUUACUUCCCCUUCUCCAUGAAGAUUCCAGAGAUUUUUACCAUACGUGUAAACUUUGUUUGCAACUCUGAGAGGAACAUUUUUUGGUAAAACUUGCAUAUUCAUCUGAAUGCAUAAUUUAAUAAGGUUUUUGUCUUAAAGACCUUUACACAGACUUGGCAUUUCAUUGUGAAAUAUUUCAAGUUUGGAUUCACAUGGAAAAUGCAGACUAAAUUACACUGCUUGAAUAUUUUCCAUUGUAUGCCAUCUUACUGGAGCAAAGUAAUCCUCCUAUUUCAUAGGUAUCAAAACAUUCUAAUCAGGAAAGUAUUGUCGUCACUCCAUUUUCUCCUUGAUGUGCAUUUUGGUAGCCUGUACAACCCCAAACCUGAAAGUACUGCCUUAGAGAUACUUUAUGAACCAUUAAAAGCCAAGCUGCCCUUAGAAACUUCUAGAAUACUUUGGAGAGACUACUUUUACAGAAGGUCGCUUUGAAGUGUAUUAGGAACCCUUGUUCUACUACCACAGCUGAUAAGAUGGAUUCUUAUUUUGCCCUGUCCCCACCCAGAAUGUUCACUAACUCCCCACGUGUUCCCUCUUGAUGCAAAUGCAGGAUAUAUGCAGCAAAGGUGAAAUCAUACUCAGGUGUUAGGAAUUGCCAUUGCCGUUUCCUGUAGCUUCUUAAACAAACAAGCCCUUCUCAUUGCUACUUUCUUAGUUUUAUGUUUACAUACUUCUGAAAGUUCGUACCAAAUGUGAAUUGUAAUAAAUACUAUUUAUAUUUAUAUAGAUGUAAACUGAAGAGGUUAUAAACUGAAACAGAUAGUUAGAACCACCUAAAGAACUCCCAUUGAUGGAAGAUUUUCCCCCUUAUGUUUGGAAAUAUAAAACAUCUGUAAAGUAUUUAGUUAAAAUCACA
Messenger RNA from Manis javanica (Malayan pangolin), 2618 nucleotides. RefSeq names its product Fas cell surface death receptor (gene FAS). Gene Ontology annotation, biological process: regulation of stress-activated MAPK cascade; necroptotic signaling pathway; negative regulation of apoptotic process. Gene Ontology annotation, molecular function: protein binding; tumor necrosis factor receptor activity. The record is from RefSeq and is a predicted model, not a curated record. Gene Ontology annotation, cellular component: external side of plasma membrane; CD95 death-inducing signaling complex; membrane raft. Lineage: Eukaryota; Metazoa; Chordata; Mammalia; Pholidota; Manidae.